This is a messenger RNA of Striga hermonthica, 1263 nucleotides long. Lineage: Eukaryota; Viridiplantae; Streptophyta; Magnoliopsida; Lamiales; Orobanchaceae. The record is from the annotation of a GenBank genome assembly.
AUGGCGAGCCUCGGGAACUUUCCCGCACAGGCUCACAGCAGCACGUUACUCCCCAAACCCACUGCACCAUAUUUCCCAUUCCCCACUAAACCUCACUUCUCAUUUCCCACUCGCCUCAACCUCGAAGCUGCUCGCGGACGAAUCCAAACUGGAUUACAUUGUAAGGCCAUGAGAGCAAUAGGUUCAAAGGGCGGCUCGAGCUUCGUUGAAACGGACGGCCCAGAUGAAUUUGAGGAUGAUUUUGAUGAUGGAUUUCUCGAUUUAGACGAUGAUGGUGGUGGCGGCGGCAUUGAGGAGGACGGGGACGAGGAUGAGGCUUUUAUGCCGAUGAUGAACGCGAAAAAAUGGAUUGAGAAGCGGCCACGCGGCUUCGGUGAAGGCAAAGUUUAUGAUACUUCAAUUGAGGAUAAGCUGAUGGAAGAAAUUGAGCAGAGUCGAAAAGCUCAGCUUGCCAAUGUCAACAAGCUUAAGAACAGUGCUGCGAAAUCGAAUCCUAGCUCUAAGAAAGAAAUAAACAAGGAAGUAAAGGGCGCUACACAUAUUGAGGAUGGAACAUUCCGAGUGCGUUUGCUCAACCUUCCAAAGAAGAAGAACAUUCACAAGGACUUAAGACUAGCUUUUGAAGGAGCUCGUGGAAUAGUGAAUAUAGACCCAGUUGUUUCGGGGAAUGAGAAAACUCGGGAUCCAGUGUGCAAAGGACUAGCGUUCGUUGUCUUCAAGCACCAGGAUGAGGCACAGAGGUUCGUGCAGAAUUUUUCGGGCAAAAGCAUAACUUUUGGCAAAGUUCAGAAGCAGAUAAGAUGUGAAUUGGUGAAUCCCAAGAAGUCUAACCCUGCACUUGAACAAUUACCUCAUGACGGUGAUUUCACACUUGGAAGGGCCAUUUUCAGUUCGGACGUAAAAGAUGUUGAUGUUGAAUCUGAUGUUUCACCAUUAUAUUCAUGGGAAGAAAGUGCACCAAUUGAAGUAAAUGAUGAUGAUGAUGAAGAAGAACAGGAAGAGAUCAAUGGAACUUUAACUACCUCGGACUCUGAUUUAGCUGAUGAAUUGGAACUAAAAGAGGGAUUUGCAGUAAACUCAUCCACCUCAAGCUCGGGAAGGAAGAGCGCAAACAAGAAAAAAACAUCUAAACGGAGGAAAAACAACGUUUCAAAGUUGAACAUCCCAGGAUCUGCCAAUAGGUUAAAGAUAAGAGAGAAGGAAAUGCUCACAGGUGUGUUGUCCAAAUAUGGUGCGGCUGUAAAAGAACAAAGUUCACAAUGA